AUGCCGGUCCUCAAAGUCCCCUGGACUGGAGUUUCCCAGACAGAACUGAAAGUGUUUAGGGCAGCGUUCUGUACUAUGGCCAACUUUGGUAUGAUAGGAUUGCCGGGGUUCCUGGGACGUCGAGGCCUAUGCGACAAUUCUCUAAAAUAUUUAAGCUCUAAAAUCACAGAGCGAAAGCUACAGGGCACCUGGCUGCCUGCUGGCCGAGGGAGUCUAGAGAAACCACUCCCAGCCUCUUGUGGCUCUGUUGUGCCCAUGUUCAGCCCUCAGAACGGCCUUCACUCGGUCCAUUCUGAGAACAGCCUGCUGAAGCCCCGGGUUGUGACUGUGGUGAGGCUGGGUGGGCAGCCACUCCGUAAGGUCACCAUGCUCCUCAAUAGGCGGUCGGUGCAGACAUUCGAGCAGCUCCUAGCGGACAUCUCAGAAGCCUUGGGCUUUCCAAAAUGGAAGAAUGAUCGUGUGCGAAAGCUGUUUAACCUCAAGGGUAGGGAAAUCAGGAGUGUCUCUGAUUUCUUCCGGGAAGGGGAUGCGUUCAUAGCUACGGGCAAAGAACCCUUGACGUUGAAGAAUAUUCAGAUGGCUAUUGAGGAACUAUAUCCUAACAAAAGCCGGGCCCUGACCUUGACUCAGCAUAGCCGGGCCCCUUCUCCAAGGCUGAGAAGCAGACUUUAUAGCAAGGUCCUAAAAGGGGGGCACCACUGUGGGGAGACUGGGAGUGGCAAUGAGUCUGCCCAAAGCAAGGCAGUCAUCAGGCAUCAGGGAAAGUCCCCCAUGGAGCCUGCGCUGGAAGAUAAGGUGAGGGCCCAGAAGAAGUGGGUGAGGGGAAAGCAGGAGCCUGAACCUGGGAGCAAGCUGCCCAAAACAACCGCUCUGGAGGAGAGACAUGAGAGUGGAGAGAAGCACCUGGGGCUGGAGAUUGAAAAGACCUCUGGGGAGAUUGUCCGAUGUGAGAAGUGCAAGCGGGAGCGGGAGCUGCAGCAGAACCUGCAGAGAGAGAGGCUCUCUCUGGGGACCAGUGAGCUGGACAUGGGCAAGUGCCAGAGGUAUGAUGUGGAGAAACUGGUGAGGACAAGAAGCUGCAGGCGGUCUCCUGAGGCAAACCCUGAACGUGGUGGGGAACGAUGGAAGACUGACAGCCAUUGGAGUAGCCCCAGGAAUCUUGCUCAAGAGCUGAACAGACCUGGCAAGAACACAGACAAGAAAGAGAACAGAGACCCAGAGGAUCAAGCAAACCAUCCUCAGGGAGUAGCCAUGACCAAGAAAGAGCUUGUUGAAGUUCCUCCAGUGACAGAGGAGGGUCCCAGGGAUAUGAAGAAAGACACCAGGUAUGUUUGCAAGAACAAGCAUGGUAACUGUCUCCUGAGAGAGCACCAGACUGAGCUGGACAAGCUAUCUAAAACCCGAGGAGAAGAAAAGAAGGCAGAGAAGGAGAAGAAGCCAGGUGUGUCAGGAGGGAGGAAGAUGACUGUCAGAGAUGACACCCCUGCAAGGGUAGAGAAGGAGCCCAAGACCAGGCCAGAAGACAGCAAGCCAGAACGGCCCAGUGGCCGGAAGCUGCGGCCCGCAGGCAUCAUUGCCGCAGAUGUGGAGAAGUAUUACGAGACUGGCCGGGUCAUUGGGGAUGGGAAUUUUGCUGUGGUGAAGGAGUGCAGGCACCGCGAGACUAGGCAGGCCUACGCCAUGAAGAUUAUUGACAAGUCCAAACUCAAGGGUAAGGAGGACAUAAUUGACAGCGAGAUCUUAAUCAUCCAGAGCCUCUCUCACCCCAACAUAGUAAAACUGUAUGAAGUAUACGAAAUGGAAACAGAAAUCUACUUGAUCAUGGAGUAUGUGCAGGGCGGGGACCUUUUUGAUGCCAUCAUAGAAAGUGUGAAGUUCCCUGAGCCCGAUGCUGCCCUCUUGAUCAUGGACUUAUGUAAGGCCCUCGUUCACAUGCACGACAAGAACAUUGUCCACCGGGACCUCAAGCCAGAAAAUCUCUUGGUUCAGCGGAAUGAGGACAAAUCUACCACUUUGAAACUGGCUGAUUUUGGCCUUGCAAAACAUGUGGUGAGACCUAUAUUUACUGUAUGUGGGACUCCAACUUAUGUAGCCCCUGAAAUUCUUUCUGAGAAAGGUUAUGGCUUGGAAGUGGACAUGUGGGCUGCAGGCGUGAUCCUCUAUAUCCUCCUGUGUGGCUUCCCUCCCUUUCGCAGCCUGGAGAGAGACCAGGAUGAGCUCUUUAACAUCAUCCAGCUGGGCCACUUCGAGUUCCUUGCACCUUACUGGGACAGUAUCUCUGAUGCUGCCAAAGAUCUGGUAAGCCGGUUGCUGGUGGUAGAUCCCAAAAAGCGCUACACGGCCCACCAGGUUCUUCAGCAUCCCUGGAUUGAAACGACUGGAAGGAUUAGCAAGGUGAACCUGCAGAAGGAAGUAUCCCCCAGCAGCGAGGGCCGUGUCCGAAGCCAGCACAAGAGGGUUGUGGAGCAGGCAUCAUAGUCACUGCCUUGGGCGUCUGUUCAAUUCUAAUUCUGCUUGAGGAUGGAGAAAAGGGUGGAAGUCUGGGAGAGAAACAGAGAGGCUCCUGCGCGCAAUUGGAGAGUCAGGAGGGAUGUGCAGUAUAUUUUAAAACAUAUUUAAAGAAUAAACUGAGGCACAAUGUUAAAUGUAACAUUUUUAGAUUUGUAUAUUUAAAGCUUUUAAUACAAUUUUGUUGUUUUUUGGGGAAGAGUGGUCAUCAGUGAGGAAUUUUUGGUCAUCAUGAUGUGCUUUGCUUCCUCCUUGUAAUCAAGUUCUUGAUGUACUACAUGAGUGGUGCUUACUAGUGUCUAAACUCCCCCAUAAAAUUAUUAAGGUGAAUCAUGAUCUUUCCAUGUUAAUAAAAUAAGCUCUGAAUAACAGAGGUGGACCUGUAUUCUGAUUACUUCUUAAUGUUAAUGAUGAGAGGUGGCGAAUUAUAUUUCAGAUAUGUCUCCCAAAGCCAAGAUGACUACAUGUGAGUGUGGUGGACACUUGGUUAAUUGACAAGAUCUGUUUAUAUUUUGGAUGUAUCAGUGAAGGUCUCUAGCACUUCAUUGUGACCCAAAAUUAGAUCUGUCAGAAAAAUGGAAAAGAAGAAAUAUUGAAUCAUUCUCGCCUCUGCAGUGAUCAGUUGUACUGUUUUUCAGUCUCAUUAUCCCUGAGCUUGAGUCACUUCUACAUGAGUCUGGGUUAACAUCUUCAGAACACAAGGGAGCUGGUUAGAUAAGUAACUCAUCAGAGCAGCAGUAAAUGGAUUGCACAGAGGGCUUGAAGGAACUCCCAAGUUUGGGCACAUUCUCACCUGCAGGGCACACACAGAGGGUGCAGGGCACACACCGAGGGUAGAACACAUGUUCCAGAUUUCAGAUGACUCUGGGAAUGUGUGAGUUGCAAGCAGAACAUAUCCUGAUAUUGUCCACAUUGUCCUUUGCACUUUAUAUGUAACCUGGCUAGUAGGCCACAGAGAGGCUUUUCUCACCCAUACUCUGCCCUCUCUUUUGGAUUUGGAGUCAUCUAGGUGGAAAAGUGUAGCAUUAGAGAAUUUGGUAGAAGGCAUCCUUUAAAUAGGUUUUAGAGAGUGGAAAAAGCACAAAGGAGGCUCUGCAAUGCGUCAGAGAUAGUGAAUAAAAAAAGUAGCUUCCAUUCCUAGGUAGAGACGAGGGAAGAGGUUGGGGUUUUUAGAACUUAGAAGCAUGGGGAAUCAACUCCUUGUAGUGGACAUUGAAAUAUGCUGCCUAGAUCUUCUUUCAGAGCUGAAAGGAACAAACUGCUUGGCGUUGCUGCCUGACAGCCCUCGGCUACACACAAAUUGCCCAUAGCUGGGAAGAGCUGGCUUACAGACUCUUCCUGGGGCAGGUCACGUCCAGUAACUCAUUAUGUAAGGAAUGAAGCCUCAGAAGUUUUGCCCCAGCUGAAGACAACACUAAAGGACCCUAUAGCUUUCAAGCUGUCCUUGGCGUGACCGCAUCACAGCCCAACUUCUCCUUGCCCAGUUUUGCUUCUUCCCUGUCUCUCCGAGUUGAUGAACCCAAGAAUACUCCUUAAUAACCUUUUGCAUGCAAAUUUUGAUCCCAUGGUGGCUUACCAAGGAGUCAAAUGCAUGGCACCUUCCCGAAACCUGGAACUGCUGCAGAUGCCAACUGGAGCUUUAGGCCCAGGAGCUCAGAAAAGUGGCCCUGUGGAGUCCCCCAUGGGGAGGGUGUUGCCCAUAAGGCCAUGCAGUGCUACUCAUUCUGAAAAUAUGAAAGAGGCUGGAAGCUGAGUCUCAUUUGUACUAGAACAUCUUUUGAUAAAGACACAAGUGGCCUCCAUGUAAUGAAGUCCAAAGCAUAGUUUUCAAUCUUCAUGUUACUAUCAUUUGAUCCUAUUAAUCACUCUCUGAGUUAUUUCUACUCCUGAGAGAUCACGACUCUGAGUUAUUUCUGGAGCUCUUGGAGGACUCAGCCUACAUACUGCCUCUUCAGAGAAUCUGCCUCCCUACACACUGUCCCACACUUGUUUUAGUCCCUUAAUGCCAUCCUCACUAUCAGAAAUGAUUUUGCUUGGGGUUUUUUGUUUGCUUGUAUGUCCACUCUCUCCAUUAGAAUAUAAGCUCCAGGAGGGCAGGAACCUUCUGUGAUGCUAUAUUUCCCAGUUUUCCUCCUACCUUCUUGUCAAUUCCUUUGGAUCUCAUCAGUUUGGUUGGUCUUUUGGUUGCUAAAAGUUAUACUCCCCUCUUAAUCAUUCAGAAAAUGCCAGUUAAAAUCAUAAUGAAAUACCACUAUAUACCGAUUAGAAUGGUUAAAAUGAAAAGACUGACCAUACCAACUAUUAUUGAGAAUGUAGGAAAACUGGAAUUUUUGUACAUUGCUGUUGGGAAUAGAAAAUGGUACUGCUCUUUUGGAUAACAGUUCGGCAGUUCUGUGAAGGUUAAAUGUAUACCCACUAUAUGAUCUAACCAUUCUACCACUAGUUAUCUGCCUUGAAAAAAAAAAUAUGUUCUACAAAGAUUCUGCAAUAUUUAUAGGUGAUUCAUUAGUAGUAGCCUGAAAGUGGAAACACCUAGAAUAGCUAUACAUUGGUGAAUGGGUAAACAUAUGGUGGUAUCUUCACACAAUCAGUAAUUUUCAUCCAUGAGAAGGAGUGAAGUACUGAUAUAUAUGGACCACAGGAGUGAAUCUCCAAAUAAUUAGGCUGAAUCUAUGAAGUCAGACCAAAAACACAACACAACAAAAUGCUCCAAAUCAAACUAAACCAAACCAAAACACACUGAUUAUUCCAUUUAUAUGCAUUCUACAAGAUACAAACUAAUCUGUAAUGACAGGCAGAUCAGGUGGUGCCCUGGGGCAGAUGUGGGGAGAGGAGGGAAAGAAGGACUACAAAGGGACACAUUGGGAAUGAUGGGCUUUUACAUUAUCUUGAAUGUAGUAUUAAUUCACAGGUGUAUACAUCUCAAAACAGUAAACUGAAUAGUUUCGGUAU
This is a messenger RNA of Fukomys damarensis (Damara mole-rat), 5460 nucleotides long. RefSeq names its product doublecortin like kinase 3 (gene Dclk3). The record is from RefSeq and is a predicted model, not a curated record. Bases 1 to 2478 code for a protein of 825 amino acids. The transcript has 6 exons. Lineage: Eukaryota; Metazoa; Chordata; Mammalia; Rodentia; Bathyergidae. Gene Ontology annotation, biological process: protein phosphorylation; intracellular signal transduction. Gene Ontology annotation, molecular function: protein kinase activity; ATP binding.